This is a messenger RNA of Impatiens glandulifera, 2440 nucleotides long. Its product is annotated as pentatricopeptide repeat-containing protein At2g30780-like. The transcript is spliced from 3 exons. Gene Ontology annotation, molecular function: mRNA binding; protein binding. The coding region runs from base 354 to 1895 and encodes 513 amino acids. The record is from RefSeq and is a predicted model, not a curated record. Lineage: Eukaryota; Viridiplantae; Streptophyta; Magnoliopsida; Ericales; Balsaminaceae.
UGUCUGUCUGUUUAGACCAAUGUUAGCCAGUAAAAUCAUCCGAUCGCGUGGCGUCUAUCGCUCAACGCAUCUCUAACUCCUCCAAGCGGCGGCGGCGGCGGCGGAUGAUAUGACUAAUACCACCGUCUUCUUCUUCUUCUUCUUCUUCACACAGAUUUAGCAGUCUAGUCGUGGAUCGCGUCCUUCUCUGUAUCAUCAGAAUAUCUAUCUCCGGAAAUAUGACACAUCAUCUUCAAAUGCAUAUUCUUUUCCAUUUAUGAUUUCUAGUUGCGAUAACCUCGAUUCAUACAACCUGGUGGAUAAAACCUGGAACCAACUCUCACCAGUAUGAACAGAACCCACAUCGCCGAACAAUGAUGAAGCGGGUGUGGUCUAUAUCAGAACUUGCACGACCAAAGCUCCUCCUCCGCCCUCAAUGGUGGUGGAGGAGAAACCCCGAAACCCUAGACGACCCAUUCUCCAAACUCCCAACUACAAUCAAUAAUAAGACAUCGACACGAGACCUCACAACUCCAUCCAUUUCGUGCUGGGAUCAGUUUCCCGACAUAAUUCGCUUAUUCUCUAACUCCAACAACACCGUUAGUGAUGAUCUCAACAACUCUAUUACAGGAUUAAGCCAGGAUUUGAUUGCCAAACACCUCCUUGAGGAAGAAGGCAUUGAGAGGAUACUGGAAGCACAAGGCCUCCCCUUGUUCAGUAAAUACUCUCAUCUAUCUGCUUUCCUUGAACUACUAAAAAAGUUGAGUCCUCGUCCUCAAGUAGCCGUACAGGUUUUCAACUGGAGAAGAAAACAGGUAGACUGUAGCUUCCCAAUGCUGGCAGAGGAGUAUGCAAAAGCUAUUGCAUUCGCCGGUAAACUUAAAAACAUUGAUCUGGCACUUGAACUGUUCAAUGAGGCUGGUAACAAGAACCUGAAGAGAAUAUCUACCUAUAACGCUCUUAUGGGUGUUUAUAUGCUAAACGGCUGUGCUGAUAAAUGUCACCAGGUUUUCCAAGAUAUAAAGAGAGACAUUAAUUGUUGCCCUUCAGUAGUCACAUAUAAUAUACUAAUAUCUGUAUUUGGUCGUUCGUUGCUGGUAGAUCACAUGGAGGCAACUUUCGCUGAAAUGCAGAGAUUAAACAUCUCUCCUACCUCGGUUACAUACAAUAAUUUGAUUGCCGGGUAUCUUACUGCCUGGUUAUGGGAAGACAUGGAGAAAACCUACGAGUCUAUGAAGGAAAGCUCAGUCAAUCCAGAUGACAACACAUAUUUGUUGCUUCUCCGGGGAUAUGCUCAUUCGGGUAAUUUGGAGAAGAUGGAGAAUAUGUACGAGCUUGUAAGCAAUGAUGUCAACAAGCAUUAUCCUCAGUUAAUAAGAGCUAUGGUUUGUGCAUACUGUAAGAGUUGUGAUAAAAACAGAGUUCAAAAAGUUGAGGUCCUUUUGAGGUUCAUUCCAGAAGGGGAUUAUAGACCUUGGUUGAAUGUCUUAUUGAUUAGACUUUAUGCACAAGAAGAUAUGUUUGAGGAAAUGGAGAAGUCAAUCAAUGAGGCGUUUGAUAAUAACAUUUCGGUUGGAACAGUUGAUGUCAUGCGAUGUAUAAUCUCGAGUUAUUUCAGAAGAGACAAGGUUGAUAACCUUUCUUGUUUUGUAAAGCGAGCAGAGCGAGCCGGUUGGAGAAUCUGCAGAUCGCUUUAUCAUUGUAAGAUGGUUAUGUAUGGCUCACAGAAGCGUCUAAAGGAGAUGGAGAGAGUGUUGGAUGAGUUAGAGGAUUCUAAUAUUCAUCUAACGAAAAAGACAUUCUGGAUAUUGUAUAAUGCUUACAAUUUCUCUGGUAAAACGCAUAAACUUAAACAGGUUUUAGGAUUGAUGUGCAAGAAUGGAUAUGAUGUUCCUUUGGAUGCAUUUCCUUCUUAGACCAUAUUUGAUUACUAAAAAAUUUCUCUUGUAUAGCCGCCAUUCAGAAAACUGUUGACUGGUUUCGUUCAUUCAUUCACAGUAGGCUGAGAGAGCUCAUCGACACUCUCGCUUAUUUGAGAAAUCGUGUUCCAUUUUUCUAGUGAACCAAAGUAAUAAUGGUUAAGCUGUAAAAUGGUAUGAUUUCUUAACUCUGAACAAGGAGGAGAUUGAACAAGAUAGGUCGUAAAUACUUGGUUCAGCUCAAGAGAUGUGGGUAGUUUAUGUUAUAUAUUGAGAAGUUCAAAUGGUUCAUCAUCUUAAAUUGUGAAGGAAGCCUGCUAUUGAUCGACAAAACCAUAGUUCUCCAUUGAAAAUACUUUGUUGUACCAUCAUCAUCAUGCAUGAUCAAGACUUAACUACACAGUCGAAGCAGGCCCAUUUGUGUUACAUUUUGUAGAGUAACUACUUCAUGCUUUAAAUUGUUUCUUAUUUGAAUCCAUCCCAUUUUGUUGGAUUCCUCCUUACCAUCAUCCAAUAAAGGGGCAACCUGAGAAAUUUUGCUA